AUGUCCGUGUCCACAGAAUCCGAGAAGCUCAUCCAGCGCAACCCGCACCCAGACUUCAAAAAGGUCGAGGCCUCGCGGCCAGACUUUGACGCCUCGGCGGCAUUCGACUACACAAAGACCCCGCAGCCGGACUGGAAGCACGGCGGCGGCGCCAACGCCCUGCCCACGGGCUCGGGCAACAAGCACAUCGCCAUUGACCCGUACGAGCCCGGCCGGCCCGCGCCCUUCAACUACAAGCUCCUCAUCAGCUCCAUCGUGCCGCGGCCCAUCGGCUUCGUCUCGUCCCAGUCGGCCGACAAGAGCACCCAGAACCUCGCUCCCUUCAGCUACUUCAACAUGAUCAACCACGACCCGCCCUUGUUCGUGCUGGGCCUGGCCGCCAGCCUCGAGCGGCCCAAGGACACGCUCAGGAACCUCGUCGAGUCGCGCGAGUGCGUCGUCAACAUCAUCUCGGAGCACUUUGUCGAGGCCGCCAACGCCACCUCGAUCGACGCCCCCUACGGCGUCUCCGAGUGGGAAGUCUCCGGCCUCACGCCCAAGUACGACUGCCACGACGUCGCCGCCGCCCGCGUCGGCGAGGCCGUCUUCAGCGCAGAGUGCAAGGUCGAGAGCAUCCGCGAGUUUGAGAGCAAGGCCACUCCCGGCAAGAAGACGGGCUGCCUCGUCGUCCUUGAGGCCACCCGCUUCUGGGUGCGCGAGGACGCCAUCAACGAGGACAGGAACCUCGUCAAGCCAGAGAUCCUCGCCCCCGUGUCCAGGCUCGGCGGCAUCACCUACGGCCGCACCAAGGAUGGGUACGAGCUGCCUCGGCCCGUGUUCGAGAAGGACAUUGGCGGCAUGGAGGGGUACGAGGCGCUCAAGAAGAAGAACGCGGAGAGCAAGUAA
This is a messenger RNA of Microdochium trichocladiopsis, 885 nucleotides long. RefSeq lists its product as uncharacterized. Gene Ontology annotation, molecular function: FMN binding. Bases 1 to 885 code for a protein of 294 amino acids. The transcript has a single exon. Lineage: Eukaryota; Fungi; Ascomycota; Sordariomycetes; Xylariales; Microdochiaceae. The record is from RefSeq and is a predicted model, not a curated record.